AGCCAGGGGGCGGAAGAGGCCACGAGGGAAGACAGAUAAGCCGGAGAGAAGGUGGGGCCGCAGCCCUAGAGAGCAGCAGCCCCUUCAGCGGCAAACCCCAGGGGAUGGAGCUGAGCAGAGCCGCCGUGGCCAGGGCGCCUACUGCCCUGGCCAUCGCCUUCCUGUGUGCCGUGUCCUCAAGCACCGACACCUGUCCAGACGUGAAGGUGGUGGGCCUGGACGGCGCCGACAAGCUCACCAUUCUCCGGGGCUGCCCGGGGCUGCCCGGGGCUGCGGGGCCCAAGGGAGAGGCGGGGGCCGGCGGAGGGAGAGGAGAACAAGGCUCCCCUGGCAUCCCUGGGAAGGCAGGACCACCUGGGCCCAAAGGAGACCCCGGGGAGAAGGGCACACAAGGAGAGAAAGGAAAGUCCUGGGAAGCUGAGCAAUGUCAUACAGGACCCCGGAACUGCAAGGAGCUGCUCACCAGGGGACACUUCCUGAGCGGCUGGCACACCAUCUACAUGCCCGACUGCCAGCCCCUGACCGUGCUGUGCGACAUGGACACAGAUGGCGGGGGCUGGACCGUCUUCCAGAGAAGGAGUGAUGGCUCCGUGGACUUCUACCGGGACUGGGCCACGUACAAGCGGGGCUUUGGCAGUCAGCUGGGGGAGUUCUGGCUGGGGAACGACCACAUCCACACCCUGACUGCCCAGGGAACCAGCGAGCUCCGGGUAGACCUCGUGGACUUUGAGGGCAACCACCAGUUUGCCAAGUACAGCUCGUUCAAGGUGGAAGGCGAGGCCGAGAAGUACAAGCUGGUCCUGGGAGGCUUUGUCGGGGGCGACGCUGGUGACUCCCUGACGUCCCACAAUGGCCAUAUCUUCUCCACCAAAGACCAGGACAAUGACUCGAGUCCGCAACAUUGUGCUGAGCUGUACCAUGGGGCCUGGUGGUACUAUACCUGUCACGUGUCGAACCUGAAUGGUCACUACCUUGGGGGAGCCCAUAACAGCUUUGCAAAUGGCAUCAACUGGAAGUCCGGGAAAGGCUAUAACUACAGCUACAAGGUGUCGGAGAUGAAGGUGCGGCCCACCUAGGCGGCGGCAGCCCCGGAGCGCCUCCAGUCGCACCCUUCCACACACACAGGUGUGGAGAGAGAGCUGUCCCCAGGUCCUCACAGGGAAGGAACUUGGGCUCUGGGUCACCACCAUCACCACCUGCGUGGACCCGCUUGGCCGCAUGCUUCUUGCCGACUUCAGAGCCUUCUCUCCCGUCUGCGAGGAUGAGAGAGCUUGCCAGCCAUGCCAUGCGUGUUCUCAAUAAAGACACUGGUCAUGCCUCA
This is a messenger RNA of Manis pentadactyla (Chinese pangolin), 1321 nucleotides long. Its product is annotated as ficolin-2-like. The record is from RefSeq and is a predicted model, not a curated record. Lineage: Eukaryota; Metazoa; Chordata; Mammalia; Pholidota; Manidae. The transcript has 9 exons. Bases 105 to 1076 code for a protein of 323 amino acids.